This is a messenger RNA of Ricinus communis (castor bean), 1298 nucleotides long. RefSeq names its product B-box zinc finger protein 21. Gene Ontology annotation, biological process: regulation of DNA-templated transcription; photomorphogenesis. The record is from RefSeq and is a predicted model, not a curated record. Gene Ontology annotation, molecular function: zinc ion binding. The transcript is spliced from 4 exons. Gene Ontology annotation, cellular component: nucleus. NCBI's taxonomy places the organism in Eukaryota, Viridiplantae, Streptophyta, Magnoliopsida, Malpighiales, Euphorbiaceae. Bases 131 to 1201 code for a protein of 356 amino acids.
CUAGUAGUACUGCUUCAUUUCACUAUUUUCACUCUCUUCCCAGUGUGAAGGCCCUUUCUUCCGCCAACCUCUCUUUCUCUCUAUUAUCUUAGUCAUAUAUCUCUCUAUCAACAAACGAACUUUGUACUAGAUGAAGAUCCAGUGCGACGUUUGUAGUAAAGAAGAAGCGUCCGUGUUCUGCACCGCCGACGAGGCAGCUCUCUGUGACGCUUGUGACCACAGUGUUCACCACGCUAACAAGCUUGCCUCCAAACACCACCGUUUUUGCCUUCUCCAUCCUUCCUCUAAAAGUUUCCCUAUAUGCGAUGUCUGUCAGGAAAAACGAGCUUUCGUGUUUUGUCAACAAGAUAGAGCGAUUCUUUGCAGAGAUUGUGAUGUUCCAAUUCACAAAGCUAACGAGCAUACCCAAAAGCACAAUAGGUUCCUUCUCACAGGGGUCAAACUCUCUGCCACCUCUGUAAUUUAUAUGCCCUCCUCCUCUUCCUCUGUACCUAGCGGCUGUGAUCUUGUUCCUGAUUCCAAGUCUCAGCAACAGCAAUCAGCCAAGAAACCCUCAAAUUCUAACCCACCUUCUUCAACUUUUAAGACCUUAUCACCAAACUCAACAUUAAGCAAAACCUCACCUUCUUCUAACACAGUCGUGAAUAAAAGUGGGGAUAAUUCGGUAAUAAAUAAUGAAGGAAUUGGCUCAGUUAGCAGUAUAUCAGAAUACUUGAUGGAGACGCUGCCUGGAUGGCACGUUGAUGACUUUCUGGAUUUCCCCUCUAUUCCUUUUGGUUUCUGUAAGCCUGAUGAUGAGAUACUACCAGUUGGUGGAGGUGAUCUUGGGGACGUUACUAAUCCUUUCUCGUCGGAGAUGGGGAUUUGGGUCCCUCAAGCGCCAAUUCCUCCGCACCCAUCUCAACAUUAUCAACAAAUGGUCUCACAGGUUGGAUUUAAGGAAACAAAAGAGGCUACGAACACGAAACCUAACAACAGAAGAUGGAGUGAUGAUGCAUUUACUGUUCCACAAGUCAGUCCUCCAUCAAUUGGCUCCAAGAGAUCCCGGUCUUUCUGGUCCCUCCCUCUCGAAGGCCAAAAGAAUGUAUUUGCUGGAAAAAGAGAGCGAACCCACCUUAUGCAAGAAGGGCACGAGCUGUGGACAAUGUUGUCUAGGAAUCAGGGAAAGGAAUGGCGAAGAGACAGGCUUCCUCAGUUUUAGUAAACUAGAUGAGAAGUACUUGUAGUAGGGUCAAUUAUCAGUGCCAAUAUUCAGUUUCAGGUCACAUACAAUACAAUGACAUCCAUCGUUUUCUCAA